Messenger RNA from Topomyia yanbarensis, 2326 nucleotides. RefSeq names its product TWiK family of potassium channels protein 7. Lineage: Eukaryota; Metazoa; Arthropoda; Insecta; Diptera; Culicidae. Gene Ontology annotation, cellular component: membrane. The transcript is spliced from 7 exons. Bases 550 to 1791 code for a protein of 413 amino acids. Gene Ontology annotation, biological process: potassium ion transmembrane transport; stabilization of membrane potential. Gene Ontology annotation, molecular function: potassium ion leak channel activity. The record is from RefSeq and is a predicted model, not a curated record.
CGCGCACUUUUCCGCAUGUAUUUUCUGCACCAGCGAAGAUUCAGGUUUUGGUAGUAAAAAUUCGACACAGCGUCCGUGAUUUCUACCAUAUUGCUAGUAUGAUGUGAAUCUUCGGCCGUUUCGGUUGCACGUCUUAAUCUAGGCAACGGUACGGAAAAUCCGUUAAAGAGAAAGAGCUAUUGUGAUUUCACAACCUACCGAGGAAGUGAGAACGUGCGUGAAGAUUUUAACCCGCUUUCACACGCUGCUGUUUUACUACUCUGUUUCCUAGACUGUUUCUUUUUUUUACAUUGCCUCACUAACUGAUGAGGUGGUGCUUCUUAAAUUGGAUGGAAAUGAACCAUCUGUUGAUCUCGGGACCGCGAGUGAAAUGCAUGCGAAGCGAUGAAAAUUAAUAGCAAUAUUAAUAUACCAUAUAGUGAUGGAGAUUAGUGAGGAAAUCAUUGCCAUCCCGGAAAAUUUACAGCUUUAGAGGAUGUGAUUUCAGAUUAAAGUUUUGUGGCUUAUUCCAACUUAUUGCUAAGAAGAGGCAGAACGGAAAAAUAUAAAAUGACAUUGUCAGUGGAAUACAAUAUGGAGAAUAGCGACCUAUUGGAGCACUUUAGAAAGAUUGAUGUGAAAGUCGUUGAUAACGAGAAUGAAGCAUUUACCGUUAGGAUGAUGAAGUUUUGGAAAAGGCUGAAAGUUAAAAAUGCUCUUUCGCACGUUGGACUGCUGUUUACAUUAGCGAUUUAUUGUGGAGUGGGAGGCGUAAUUUUCAGAGAACUGGAGCUACCAGCGGAAGUCGCCAGAACGAGAGGAUUGAGAAAAUCUGUCAUUGAACUUCGAGAAGAGUUUAUUUAUUCUGUUGUGAACAACACCGAUGUACGAAACCUCGAAACAUUACUUUCACUAGAGUUACAAAAAUACGAAAAGAUUGUACAAGACGCCGCCCAAGGUGGAAUAUCAAUAAAUGUGGAAUCCAAUUUUCCUGUGGCAUCAGAAAAAUGGAGCAUAUUACAAGCUGUGUUUUUCGCAUCCACUGUUCUUACUACAAUUGGUUAUGGAAACAUCGUGCCAGUUACGCUUUGGGGACGGAUCUUCUGUAUACUUUAUGCACUAAUCGGUAUACCGCUAACGUUGACUGUGAUUGCUGACUGGGGGCGUCUUUUUGCAACAGCUGUAUCCACCGUGGGACAUCACUGGAAAACGAUACUUCCUUUCGCAAGAUUUUGUCCAGACAUCGGAAUCAAAAUGUCUGAUAAAAAAUGGUUGUAUGCUGUCGGUGCUGUUGGUUUUCUGGGAGUGUAUCUGGCAGCUGGAACUGGACUUUUGCUCCUAUGGGAAGAUGAUUGGAAUUUUUUCGAUGGGUACUAUUUCUGUUUCAUCACCAUGACUACCAUAGGAUUUGGCGAUUUAGUACCCAGCAAACCUAAUUACAUGUUACUAUGUACAUUAUAUAUUCUGGUUGGACUUGCUCUAACUUCAACAAUUAUUGAACUUGUUCGGCGACAGUAUGCUCAAAGUUGGCAGAAACUGCAGGCUCUUUCCGGACCACUUGCGGAUACUUUGCGUCGUUUAGGAGAGUCGGCAGGCACAGGAAUAGAUGUAACAGCACUGCAAAACGAUCUGAGGCGUGUGCUAACUGUGGUAUCGAUGCCACGGCGGCAUGGGAGCAAAAAGAAUGAUCCCAGUCAAAUGGCAGCCCUAGAAGCCAUAACGAAUGCCAUUUUGCAGGACAUAAAGGAAAAGCAAGAAAGCAAAGAUCCACCCAAAGUGGUUCAGAUUGUAAUCUACGAAUCAUCAGUUUAAAAACUAAGGAGAACAUUUGCUUCUCAUGAACGAGUUAUUGAUCAUUCUUUCUAAAACACUUAAAACUCAACUCAAAAUAUAUUAUUGAAAACACACAUUUGGUAUUAGAUGUAAAAAUCUGAACAUCGUUGAUUACGAUUAUUCAGAGCUCAUAUAGCAUUUAUAACUGCACUCAAACUCCGCCAUUAGUACUUAAAUAAUAAAACAUCUCCAAAGAUCCCAUUCCGAAAUCGCUUUAAGGAACUGUAAGAUUCUGUUCUAAUAAUUGACUAAUGGCUGGGUGUGGUGUAUGUAUAGUGUCGGACAAAGCACCACCUCAUACAAAAUGCAAAUUAUAUCGUUUUCUGCUUUAUAUUUCAUUGAAUAUCGAAUUUUUUAUGCGAAUCAAUUUAUUUUUAUUGCUUUUUAUGAGUAGCACGAGAAUAGAACAUAUUCACCGUCCUAACAUUAAAUUUAAAGCAAUUAUAUUUAAACGUCGAAAAAUUUACGACAAAACAGGACCAUUAAAACUGCAGUACUAUAAAAGAUUAAAAAU